Molecule: messenger RNA, 1692 nt
Organism: Anthostomella pinea
Lineage: Eukaryota; Fungi; Ascomycota; Sordariomycetes; Xylariales; Xylariaceae
Source: the annotation of a GenBank genome assembly
AUGGACCAACCGCCAGAACAGAUCCAAUCAGAGCUGGAGAGCUUCAGAGAGCAAUGGCGAGCAGAAGUAUCAGCUCGGUCUAGGAAUCCGGGCCCUUCACAGCAACCACAGGGGCCAUCACUCCAAUCCGGGUCGUCUUCAUCGAGCAAGCCUCACCUCAAGAGGGGCGAGCCCUCGCACAGGAAGACAACUUCCAAGAUCCCCAGCCAACCAGAGGUUGACGACGAAUUUGUGGCAGCUCCGUCAUUCGAUGAGCCGGACACUAGCAGGGCUAGGGGAGGACAAAGGCUCGAUGGAGAAGAUGCUAUCUCAAAGGAGAAAGAGAACGAACCAAAGACAGCCCUCGACUACUACGAGCAUGCCGUCGAGAGGGAGACCACCGGCAAGCUCGGUGACAGUCUCCAGCUCUAUCGGCAAGCCUUCCGCAUGGAUGACAACGUCGACCGAGCUUACAGAGACAAGCACUUCCCGGGACGUUGGAAACCGGCUGCUCAGACCAACCCGUCCAACGCGGCCGUGACGGUCCCCAACACCGCCCAUCAUUCCCCAGCACCAGGCCCCGCUUUGUCACUGCCCGACCUCAUCGCCAGCUUCGCGAGUCUCAAAGUCGAGGGCGUACCGCCUGAAUGCAACGGCAUGCCACCGCCGCCAUGUCCCAUAAGCAAAGUCCCCGACGAGAUCCUGGUGCACAUCCUCCGGGACGUAGCCGUAGCCGACGUGGGUGAUUUCGUCCGGCUCUCCCAGGUCUGUAAGAGGCUUGCUUAUCUGGUAGCCACGGAAAAUCAGAUAUGGCGCCGAGUUUGUGUCGGAACCGAGUUCGGGUUUGGUGGUAUGCGCCACCACUGGCAACGCAGUAUCACCUGGGAGCCCCUCGACACCACGCAAGACCUUGCCGACUCAGCAGACGCGGACGACGCAGAAGACGAGAUCUUGACCCCUGAACUACUCACGCAGCGUCGAGCCGCCGCAUCCCUGGCGACGACAACCGCCCUGCUCCACAGCACAUACAAGACCUCCUGGCGUACCAUGUUCCGGCAGCGGCCACGCGUGCGCUUCAACGGCUGCUACAUCAGCACGGUGAACUACAUCCGCGCGGGACAGCACACGGGACAGCACCUGGCGUGGGGCAGCCCCGUGCACAUCGUGACCUACUACCGGUACCUGCGGGUCUUCCGUGACGGGUCGGCUAUCAGCUUGCUGACGACCGACGAGCCCGCCCACGUCGUGCACCACCUGACGCGCGAGAACCUGACGCUCCACCGUGGUGGUGGCGCGCCGCAUCUGCCGUCUGCUGUCAUGGCGUCGGCGCUGAAGGGGCGGUGGCGGAUGUCGUCGAUGCUGGACCGCGCGGACACCCCCACCACCAGCAGCAACAACACCAACAACGCCAACAACGCCAACAACGCCAACAACGCCAACCCAAGCAACCCAAGCGACGCCAAGGUGGUGGCCAACCCAGCCGAUGCAGAAGGCGACCUCUUCGUCGAGACCGAGGGCGUGGUCUCCAACUACCUGUACCGCAUGGAGCUGUCACUGAAGAGCGCGGGCAAGGCCACGGCGCGGAACAACAAACUGGUCUGGAAGGGGUUCUGGAGCUACAACAAGCUGACCGACGACUGGGCCGAGUUCCUGCUCAAGAACGACAAGCCCUUUUUCUUCAGUCGGGUGAAGAGCUAUGGUCUCGGUGAGUAG